AUUUGGGACAUCCGCUCUCUGGAGUGUGUUCACGUCCUGCAGACCAGCGGCGGCAGUGUCUACUCCAUCGCCGUCACCAACCACCACAUCGUCUGUGGCACCUAUGAAAACCUCAUCCAUGUCUGGGAUAUCGAGUCCAAAGAACAGGUGCGAACCUUGACGGGUCAUGUGGGAACGGUCUAUGCUCUGGCUGUCAUCUCAACCCCGGACCAGACCAAAGUGUUCAGCGCCUCGUAUGACCGCUCCCUCCGGGUUUGGAGUAUGGACAACAUGAUCUGCACCCAGACGCUGCUGAGACAUCAGGGCAGUGUAACGGCCCUGGCCGUCUCCAGGGGGCGCCUGUUCUCUGGAGCUGUGGACAGCACCGUCAAGGUGUGGACGUGCUAAACAAAGGUUUGAUGCUGCGUCACGCCUCAGUGACUUUCUGUCUCCACUCCUGUUUCUUGGAUUGUGUCUCGCUCACCUCCCGGUGGCCUCAUCACCAGUGCAUUUCAGGACCCUGGUCUAGACUCAGUCACCUGGGUCGAGRUAAUACGAAAAGUUAUUUUUCUUUAAAACAAAGGCGACUGAAGUUCUUUCCUUGUUCGUCUUCUCGUCUGAGAAGUUUUCUCAUUUCAAACUGAAACGUGGAGUUCUGAGCUUUAAAACUGCAGUGCGUUGCACCAUUAAUACAAGCUGAACCCUUCCUCAAUGGGGAUCAGAUUUAAAACUGUGUUGUCUCUUUCGCACCAGGAAUAGGCAACACUUCAGGUAUUCAGAGUUGUAGUAGUAGAUCUGAAUAAGUAUUGGAAAAACCUGUUUCAAUUCAAUUCAAUUCAAAAAUACU
Austrofundulus limnaeus is the source of this 826-nucleotide messenger RNA. RefSeq names its product E3 ubiquitin-protein ligase TRAF7. NCBI's taxonomy places the organism in Eukaryota, Metazoa, Chordata, Actinopteri, Cyprinodontiformes, Rivulidae. The record is from RefSeq and is a predicted model, not a curated record. Gene Ontology annotation, biological process: Notch signaling pathway; ribosomal large subunit assembly. Gene Ontology annotation, molecular function: protein binding. Gene Ontology annotation, cellular component: nucleolus.